Messenger RNA from Ustilaginoidea virens, 888 nucleotides. RefSeq lists its product as uncharacterized. The transcript has 3 exons. The record is from RefSeq and is a predicted model, not a curated record. Bases 1 to 888 code for a protein of 295 amino acids. Lineage: Eukaryota; Fungi; Ascomycota; Sordariomycetes; Hypocreales; Clavicipitaceae.
AUGACGGCAGACGACGGUCCGUUUCCUGUCAUCGUUCACCCCUACCCAUCACCCAAGCACACCGCCUGCGCGUACGAACUCGCAGCUUCUGCACCCAAAAACGCCGUCAUUUUCAUCGGCGGCUUGGGUGAUGGACCUCACACUGUCCCAUACAUCAGGGCGGUGGCCAAACACCUAGAAGCCGCAGGUCGACAUCUGAGUUAUUCCGUCUUUGAAAUCCGCCUGAGAAGCUCAUUUAGCGGGUUCGGUACAUCCAGCCUGAAGAAUGAUGUGGAGGAUAUCGCUGCCCUUGUCAAGUAUUUGCGGGAUAUUGGCAGAGAAAAGAUUGUCUUGUUUGGGCAUUCAACCGGAUGCCAGGAUUGCAUUGAGUAUGCUGACUACUUCAAACAUGGAAAUCCACAGGUGGAUGGCUUCAUCAUGCAGGGUCCAGUAUCCGACAGGGAAAGUAUAAUCGAUUCCUUUCCCGAUUGUCAAGAGAGUCUCGCGCUCGCAGACCAGUGGAUUGCAGACGAUAGAGCCCAGGACUGCCUCCCUAGCGACAAGGUACCUCGCGCACUGGGUGCACCAUUGUCCGCAUACAGGUUCAAAUCUCUUGUUUCCAAAGGAGGAGAAGACGACUACUUCUCAUCCGAUUUAGACGACAAAACGAUAUCCAUAUUUUGGAGCCGCUUUGACAGACCCGUUCUGGUUCUACACUCUGAGAAGGACGAAUUCGUACCCAAGCAUGUCAAUCAAGCUUCGGAGAAUAAGCGCUACCAGGACGCAAAUUCAUUGGUCAGUCCAUUGUCAGGCGUGAUUCCAGGGGCCGGUCAUACCGUGCUAGAAGAGACCGCACGGGAAUGGCUCGGCCAACGAGUGGUUGACUUCUUGCGCAUUCUGGCGAAGUGA